GAGGGUUGGUUUCUUUUUGCUUAUCUAUUUUCCUGCGUAUCCAAAACAAUACCACUGCUUACAAAUGAUGUAUCUUUAGAACCCCAAACCAAAAAUCGCUUCUCUUUUUCAACUCUUGAAAUGCAGUCUCGUGUUUGAAUCAGUUCCGACAUUGUCUGUAACAGAUGCAGCUGGUUGAGUUGGAGUUUGAGGUUAGUUGCUCAUUUCAGUUUCACCAAUUUCCGGAUCUGAAAGGCCGCCCUGCUUCUUUUACAAAUGCGGCUGACUGCUGAGCCCACCUCCGUUCAACCUUUACUUUCACUCAACUCCUGUUAGCUCCCCUCACUCACUCCUCAAUUGGAUUUGGAUGCUGUUUCCCAAGGAUAUCAGCGUCGUCUACAGAGGUUACAUUUUCCUCACCAUAGUCAUUGCCAUAUUCCCUGCACCAAACCUCAACCUAUGAAGUUCUGCCUGAGUUCAGUGUUUUCUCUCCUUGUCAUCAUAUGCAAUUUUCUUCCUCUAAUAGUUGCUGAUCUAAACUCAGAUAAGCAAGCCCUUCUUGAAUUUGCUGCUGCUGUCCGCCACCGUCGAAAUCUUAACUGGAACUCAACCAACCCAAUAUGCACGUCCUGGGUUGGCGUCAAGUGCACUCAAGAUAAUUCUGGUGUGUUUUCCCUCAGGCUUCCCGGGGUUGGAUUCAUAGGCAGUAUCCCGUCCAACAUCCUUGGUAAAUUAGGUGACCUCAGGAUUCUCAGCCUUCGAUCUAAUCGCUUCAAUGGUGAUCUUCCAUCAGAUAUUACCACCCUUCCAUCACUCCAAUACCUCUUCCUUCAACAUAAUAACUUCUCUGGCGAUCUUCCUGUUUCCUUUUCCCCCCAACUCAAUGUAUUGGAUCUUUCAUUCAAUUCCUUUACCGGCAGCAUUCCAAAAGCCAUACAAAACUUGACACUGCUUACUGGCUUGAACCUUCAGAACAACAACCUCUCUGGACCAAUUCCUAAUCUUAACCUUACUAGGCUCAAGCAUUUGAAUUUAAGUUACAACCAGCUUAGUGGUUCAAUCCCAUUACCCCUUCAAAGAUUCCCUAAUUCAUCCUUCGUAGGAAACUCACUGUUAUGUGGACUGCCUCUACAGCCCUGCUCUCAUCCUCCAUCGCCAUCUCCUGCUUAUUCUCCACCCCCACCAGCAUUUCCUCAAAAAAGAAGCUCCAAAAAGAAACUGAGUUUGGGAGUUAUUAUUGCCAUUGCAGUUGGAGGGUCUGUGGUGCUGUUUCUUUUAGCUUUAAUUAUCUUAUGCUGCUGUCUGAAGAAAAAGGAUAAUGGAGGAAGUGGUGUAUUGAAGGGGAAGGCUCCUGGUGGUGGCAGGAGUGAGAAGCCAAAAGAGGAGUUUGGCAGUGGGGUGCAAGAACCUGAGAAAAACAAGCUAGUGUUCUUUGAAGGAUGUUCUUAUAAUUUUGACCUGGAGGAUUUAUUAAGAGCUUCAGCUGAAGUUCUGGGAAAGGGUAGUUAUGGCACAGCUUAUAAGGCUGUUCUCGAGGAAUCCACAACAGUGGUAGUGAAGAGGCUGAAGGAAGUGGUUGUAAGUAAGAAGGAUUUUGAGCAGCAGAUGGAGAUUAUAGGAAGAGUUGGGCAGCACCGAAAUGUUGUACCACUCCGAGCUUAUUAUUACUCCAAGGAUGAGAAGCUCUUAGUUUAUGAUUAUUUACCAGGCGGCAGCUUAUCCACACUUUUGCAUGGAAACAAGGGGGGUGGAAGAACCCCAUUAGACUGGGAAUCCAGAGUAAAAAUCUCCCUUGGCGUUGCCAGAGGAAUUGCCCACGUCCAUUCUAUGGGAGGUCCAAAAUUUACUCAUGGAAAUGUCAAGUCCUCAAAUGUUCUCCUCAAUCAAGAUCUUGACGGGUGCAUCUCUGAUUUGGGUUUGACUCCUCUUAUGAAUGUCCCUGCGACUCCAUCACGGACAGCAGGGUAUCGUGCUCCUGAGGUGAUUGAAACCCGUAAGCAUACUCAUAAAUCGGAUGUGUACAGCUUUGGUGUCCUGCUCCUUGAGAUGCUGACUGGGAAAGCACCACUCCAAUCACCUAGACGGGACGACAUGGUUGAUCUUCCUAGGUGGGUUCAAUCUGUUGUGAGGGAGGAAUGGACAGCCGAGGUGUUUGACGUUGAGUUGAUGAGGUUCCAAAACAUUGAAGAAGAAAUGGUGCAGAUGUUACAAAUUGCAAUGGCAUGUGUGGCGAAGGUGCCAGACAUGCGACCUAACAUGGAUGAAGUUGUUAGAAUGAUCGAAGAAGUCCGGCAAUCAGACUCAGAGAACCGGCCUUCUUCUGAAGAGAACAAGUGAAAAGAUUCAAAUGUGCAGACGCCGUCAUUGUCCAAACCAAACGCAGCUGCAUUGUGCUUUUAGGAAUGGGCUAGUAAGGUUUUCCCACACAUUAUCUGACCUUACAUGCAUGCCUGGCUUCUCAAAGUUAAAGUCAGUGUGGUUGUGUAAUUUUUCUGAUUCUGAGGGAUGAAGUGUUAUGUAUUUUUCACAUUAAUUUAAUUAGGAGGGUUUUCUUUUUCCGGAUUUGUUGUAAUAUUCAUAUUCAGCAAUUGAUUUGCGCUUACUUCAAUGAAAUUAAGAACUUUUGAGUAUCCUUUUCAAUAUUGCUUACUGGUCUAUUCCUUACCUGCGAAAGUAAAUGUUAGUGGGUUGGGUAGGUAGUUGGUCCAAGUGGCUUUUACAUCUAACAUCUUCAUGUUAUUACUCCAAGCUUUGCUGUCGUGAUCUUAGUUAAGUAAUUUUUCCUUUUCCGGUCAAAAAUAUGUUGGCUUGAGCUAAGGGCCAAGGAGU
Messenger RNA from Durio zibethinus, 2808 nucleotides. Its product is annotated as Leucine-rich repeat protein kinase family protein. Gene Ontology annotation, biological process: protein phosphorylation. Gene Ontology annotation, molecular function: protein binding; ATP binding; protein kinase activity. The record is from RefSeq and is a predicted model, not a curated record. NCBI's taxonomy places the organism in Eukaryota, Viridiplantae, Streptophyta, Magnoliopsida, Malvales, Malvaceae.